Molecule: messenger RNA, 4680 nt
Organism: Chara braunii
Lineage: Eukaryota; Viridiplantae; Streptophyta; Charophyceae; Charales; Characeae
Source: the annotation of a GenBank genome assembly
AGAGAGAGAGAGAGAGAGAGAGAGAGAGAGAGAGAGAGAGAGCGAGAGCGCGCGCGCGAGAGAGAGAGAGGUUGGCUUAUGCAAGGAUGAGUACUACUCCGGGAGGGAAAGAAAGCCCUGCAGCGCCUUCUUCUAUCAAGGGAGGAGGCGGCAAUGCAUCUCCUCUGUCGUCCCCCGUUAGAGACAGCGUGAUCGCCACUCCUCCGAGCGAUCCUUCCUCCACCAAGUCCUCGCUGCCGAAGAAAAAGGGCGGCUUUUUCUCUUACAUCUUUGGCCCUUUCCGUUUCGUCUUCCGUCUUUUCCGCCGCCAUGACGAUUCCGACUACGGCAAGAAGUUGGAGUCCAUUUCGAAGGAAGAGAUGGCUCUGGUUAGUCGUCUGAAGCAGCGCUCCUCUUACUGGCGCCAAUUAGCGAGGGCGAUGAUUCUCUACUCGGUUGCGGCCGAGGUUGCCGUGCUUGUGUUCGCCAUCUUAUCUACACGAUCACCGACACUCUCAUGGCAGGCGAGAUCAUCACGGGUGGUGCCGGUGUUUGUGUUUCCAGCGAUGUCUUAUCUUCUAUAUGUGGCCUGUGCCAAGUACUUCCAGAUUUGCGAAGUAAAAGACAAGAAAAACUUGGAGAAGCUGCGCAAUGAACGCACACAAAAGCUUGAUCAGCUCAAGGAGGAGAAACAGUUCUAUGCCAUGCUGCAGCUCAUUCAGAAAUAUGAUCCCGACCCUGCUGCCAAGGCAGCAGCCACAACAGCCCUGGUAUCGAAGCUAGGUGCCGAAUCUGGAUUGAAGCACCGAUUGGUCUUGGACAGUGUAGAAGGGGCUGAUGGUGUACCCUCAGAUGCUGAUCCGAAUGUGCCGCGGCCACCGAAGACUGACCCAUAUGGAGCGAAUGUCAGUGGCCAAUCAUUACGGCGCCGACGGAAUAAUCCAGGAGCGGGCCCAGGACCAGUUAACGGAAGUGGUCCCAACCCUGGACUACUCCAGGAGGGAACUGGCGAGCCCCGAUCAAAUGAUGGAGGAAUCGUGGAAUUUGAAUCUCGUGGGGAUGAAGGUAUAGAUCGUGAGUGGAGGAGGAGACAUGAAGCUCUAAGGGGGGCUCCAAAUGGAGGAUUCUUUGCGCGAUUUGCGGCGAUGCUCGUGGGCGAGGAUCCAACACAGUGCUAUGCUCUCAUCUGUGCCCUAUGUCAUCAACACAAUGGUCUGGCCAAGAAGGAGGACUAUGAGGUUCUCACAUACUAUUGUCCGCGGUGCAAUCACCUGAAUGGCAACCCUGACGUCAUCGCCAACUCCGAGUCAACCUUGCCUGCUCCGGCGCAUCUUCCGAACGGGAUGGAAAAUGAGAGAGGUGCCACGGACAAUGAUGGAAACCGGGAUCCAGGAGCUGGGAUGGGGUCUACCGCACAUGUUGGUGAUGCAGGCAACGAUGCUAAAAGUGUGAAGGAAGUCAACGGGGGUGUAAAUGAGACAUUGGCCCGGAAGGAUGGGAAGUUAUAGGACUUCUGGUGGAUUCUUCUCGUGAUCGCCCGUGAACAGACUGCACACACAUUUUUGGUGUGCGGCCGUCAGCGAUUCCUUUGCUUUCGUGAGUAUGAACAAGAGGCUUGAUCGUGGACAAUGUUCAUGUUUUCGUGGAAGACAAUCGGAUGCCAAGUAGGGGCUCAUCGAAGGACUAUGAGGACCGUCUGCCAUGGCAUGCAUGAUAAGAUGCUUUCGGCCUAAAUGCCAUGGCGCAUGGCGAUUGAAAUGUGGAAAGGCGUAUUAUCUGGUGAGUGCGCUGUGGUUUUAAAAUCUACUGGGCUUCCUGUGUGAUUGGGCCGAGUGUGUUCGCUCUCGCAUAUACUUGUGGCAGUUGAGUGCUUCCAUUCAUUCAAUCAGCACUGCGGCCGAUAACAUGAAGCGGUUGUGGUCGUAUGUAGCACUCAGAACCGCAAUGAUUCUGUUAAGCUGGAAAGCGGCUGGCUGUGUAUAUUGGAGCUUUGUUGGAUGUAUGACUCUGUAUAUGCGGUGAGGGAGAGGACUACGUGCGUGGAACGAAGGGUCUCGUCCUCCGGGCCAGGGAUGACCUGCUUGCAUGCCACUUCCAUUUUUGUCCGCUUGUGGACGUCUAUGGGCUGUGAUAUGCUUUUGUCUAUGGACUGGGGUUGCGAUGCAGCAGGGCUAGUUUGGUCUGAAGGAAGAGCCAUACACCUGUCUGGCUGUAACGAAAUGAACGCCUGUGCGAUUGCGACUGCAUUCGUUUGGCUGUUUGAUAUCAUUGUGCUGCGAUAGAACUCGUUGAACCUUUGCCUACGUGCCCUCGUUGAGACAAGCCUUGGAAGGUAGGGCGCAUCCAUGCCAGCAUGCGUUUUGCGGCAUGUCUUUGUUUGGGACUUGAUCCCCAGAUCUGUAUUGUCACAAUAGAUUCAGAGAGCAUGCUGUACACUAGUACAUUCAAGGCGGUGCUCAAACUGCAACCCUGGGAACAAGAAGGUGGUACUGGAGGUUAUACGUCUGACAAAUAGGAAUGCAGCUUCGGAGAAUUAUCCGAUGGCUUGCGAGGGGUGCACAGAAUGAGGAUGCUGUCGUGGGUGCUGCGUGUUGGCUGUUACAGUUAUGUGGAGAUAAUGUUGGCGAUGAAAAGCGAAUGUGUUUCUCCAUAAGCUGAGCAUUGAUGCCUGCAUUGAUGCCUAGAAUGUAGCGAAUGAGCGGAUGAGCUUGAUGCUACGGUUGAUGUCCUGGUUGGUUAACAUUGCGCUUGUGCAAUGUCUUCGGACUGGUCUGAAUGACAAGUGUAGACAUUUAGGUUUUAGAUGAGAAGAUAUUUUGUUUGAAAUUUGAAUCCUUUGGUGUUGUCCUCUUUACCACGAUUGAUGGCCUUUACAUGGGUGUGGUUGUUUCCCUUUGAGGGUUGCUUGAAGAUCAGGAGAGAUGGGUGGGUGGAGCGUGGAGUGUGGAGGAGGUCACAUCCGCACAGAGCUUCGGAGUGCACUGAGCCAAGCCGGCAAAUGGUGAGUGAGCAUGUCUACAAGGCAAUUACUUCUUUUUCAUGUGGAGAUUGCCUGCUGCUUGACGCUAAGGAAUUAGUGCAGCAUAUUGCAGUGUAUGUUUGUGGCGAUUUUAUGGUGCGCGACGAAAUGGUACAAGUGGGGAAAACCGGAGAGAGCUUGCUCUUGUCUCUGAAGGACUUGAGGAGAUGGCUUCAUUCAAAAUCGAUUGAUCACAUCCUUGUUUCAAUUAUGUCUUAAAGGUGGUCGAGACCAGGUGGUUUAAGGUGAGCUCCAGCAGGCAUCUUAAAGCACCAGUACAUACAUACCAGCUAUCGGCCGAGGGCCCCUUUCGGAGACGGCCCGCCGCCGAUUCGUUUUAUCUAUGGCCCUCGGCCUCUUAAAUUUCCGGAGAGGCUUAGAACAGGUUCUCUCCAUUUGCCUGGGGCCAUGUACUGGACCCAGGUGGUUUAAGGUGAGCUCCAGCAGGGGUCUUACAUGGAAAAUCUGUGGUCCUAGACAGAUCAGGAAAAUGCGACUUUUCGGUAGGAACGAGGGAGAUGGAUGGUUCUACCUGAGACUACCUCAAAAUGAAGGUGUGAACAAUUACUGGCCUGUUUCUACUUAUACGUGUGGGCUUUGCUUAUGUCGUGAGCUCCUCCAGCAUUGGUUUGAUUGAUGUUAAGAGGUGCAUCUUUUGAGAAGGAAUCGGGUAGCACAGGGCUGGCUCUUCGAUCGUGUUGCUUAACUGUUUAGCAGACAGCGAUGGAUGGUUCGUAUAGCAGAGGGCUGGCUCUUUGAUCGUGAGCUCCUCCAGCAUGGGCUUGACCGGUUUGUUUACGAGGGAGGUGCCAGCGAUGGAUGAUUCUAAUUGCAGAACAGAGUGAGUCUACUUGUGGUCCUGCAAUGGCUUUGGCAGACAAUGGCAUUACGUGCAGCGUGGGUUCCCGUCAGCAGCCCCUCGAGGAUGGAAGGCAGCUGCAACUUUGUCGCGAACCCUUGAAGAUGGGAGGUAGGCGCAACUUUUCGUCAGAAGGUAAGGGAAGCACCUGAAGUGUGUUGCUGGGCAAUUUGAUUCAUUGGCUUUGCCAAGUGUGAGCUGCGUGCGGGUGUGUGUUGCAGGGCAUGACUGUGUAAUGAAGUACUGAGCUCCGAGUAGACGUGGUACUGCCGACAUGCAUGCCAAUUGAACAUAAUGCGGAGACUUCAAUUCUUGAGGACCAUGAUGGUCUUUAAUCUUCAUCUUUUUCUGCCCUGCUUCUUUUCUGAUCUGUUCUUCAACUUUGGCACAGUUUGUGCUAUAUUGGUGGUAGUGGCAUGGAAGGCUUCGGUUAUGGGAUAGAAAUCAUAGAAGAUGAUUUUUCCUAUGUUUUGGCUAGGAACACAGUGAUUUGCAAUGGCAGCAGCACAGGUUUGUUGUGUACGCUCGGUGGCCCGGAAAAGGCUCCUCAGGUGAUGAGCCACAAGGCUGUGAAGCCGUUGCUGGUAGGGCACUGAAGGGAUUGAUUUUCAGUAGUGGUAGGAGUAGAUAGCGGUGGUGACUCAUUUGAUCAUGGGUGGUUGGUGGUUGUAGAGAGGAGUUGGAAAAUUGUUUCGAUGUGGUUCCAAAUUUUAAAACUUGGGAAGGAGGAGUCGACCUUCAAUUAAUCGUUUCAACCAUUUGGUGUUUUUUUGUUUCCAUUUAAAUGUGUGCGCGUGGCUUCAGUGCCUCGGUGCUUUGGUCG